Messenger RNA from Chiloscyllium plagiosum (whitespotted bambooshark), 2332 nucleotides. The record is from RefSeq and is a predicted model, not a curated record. NCBI's taxonomy places the organism in Eukaryota, Metazoa, Chordata, Chondrichthyes, Orectolobiformes, Hemiscylliidae.
CAAUCCCACAUAGGCAGCUGCAGAAUCAGACUUCACCCGACAGUUGUGAACAACUGAGCGUGGACACCCACCGUAUCUCCCAACUGCUAUCUAUCUUAAACAAAACAGCAAUUUAUCCGAUCUGAAAGGAAAUCCAUCAAUGGCCUCCAGCGAAUUGCUUUUUCAAUGGAUUUUCUGAGGGGUUGCAAGUUUUACAACUGAGAGCGCAUGCUUGGAAGUGAAUAAGAUGGUUAUGCCAUUGGAAGCACAACUUGAAACGAUGAACUGAAUCCUCGAAGAAAGGUUUUUUAUUCUUUUUGCCAGUGAAAUGGGGUAUGGUGCGUUGCCUAUGGCAACUUGAGAAGAUCAAAUUCACUUUCGUUCGGGGCAGGUUCACGCAGGAAACAAACUGGUUUUUAUUGCGGCAGUCGGAGAUUCUAUUAAACCUGCUAAAAACAACUGAGAGACAACAGUCUCCAUUUCAGGAACACAGGCCCAGCAGACGAUUAUUCACCAUGGAGAACAUUUCAGACACACGGGCUCGGACUAGCCCCUGUCACGGUUCGGGGGAUUUGUGUGAGUUUUCCAACGGGACAGACACUAACUUCACUCUACCUGAGCAGUACCCAGAUUUCUACAUCGUGCUUCCCGUGAUCUAUUCUGUGAUCUGUGCUGCUGGGCUCACAGGCAACACGGCUGUGAUUUAUGUCAUUCUCAAAGCUCCUAACAUGAAGACAGUGACGAACAUGUUCAUUUUAAAUCUGGCGAUUGCAGAUGAUCUAUUCACCCUGGUGCUGCCCAUCAAUAUCGCGGAUCACCUGCUGUACUACUGGCCCUUCGGGGAGAUCAUGUGCAAGCUCAUCCUUUCCAUUGACCACUACAAUAUCUUCUCCAGCAUUUAUUUCCUGACCGUCAUGAGUGUAGACCGUUACCUGGUGGUCUUGGCCACCGUGCGCUCCAAGAAGCUGCCGCAGCGCACUUACAGGACGGCCAAGAUGGUCAGCCUCUGCGUCUGGCUCCUGGUCACCCUCAUCGUCUUACCCUUCACCAUCUUCGCCGAAGUCUACACCGAUCCCAUGAACAGGAAGAGCUGCGUCCUGGUGUUCCCCAGACCAGAGCGCGCUUGGUUGAAAGUCAGCCGCAUCUACACCCUGAUCUUGGGCUUCGCCAUCCCAGUCUCCACCAUCUGCCUGCUCUACACCAUGAUGCUGUACAGGCUGAGGAACAUGCACCUGAACUCGAACGCCAAAGCCCUGGACAAAGCCAAGAAGAAGGUGACACUGAUGGUCUUCAUCGUGCUGGCCGUGUGUCUGUUCUGCUGGACUCCCUUCCACCUCACCACCAUUGUCUCUCUGACCACGGAUGUUCAAGAGACGCCUCUUGUGAUUGGGAUCGCCUACUUUAUCACCAGCUUAAGCUACGCCAAUUCCUGCUUAAACCCCUUUCUGUACGCCUUUCUGGACGACAGUUUCCAGAAGAGUUUUAAGAAACUAUUGGAGUGCAGAGCAGCGUAGAAGGGAAAUUAAAAAUAAAUAGUUAGGUCGGGGUUUGACUAAAACCGGGCCUUGAUCUUACCAAGUGUAAUUGUUUUAAUAUAAACGAGACAGUACAAAACUAACUAGAAACUUCUCUCCUGCCACCUCUUGUUGCAGGCAGCUUUAUUCGGCUCAUUAAAAAUCCGAGAGAAUUACAGCUUCUUGUGGCUGAUGCUAAAUGGUACCAUUUGUGAAAGGUCACUCCGGUAACACCCACCAAGCUCGGCAAUAAAUCCCCCCGAGGGAAUUGGAACAGAGAGAGAAAACGUUUUAACUUGUCUCUCCUCGUGUUGACUCUGACCCUCGGCAAUGAUUCUACAUUCAUUUGAAAUGUCUCUCUGUCUGUGGGAUGAGUCAAUGAGGGUCAGAGUUAAAUUAACUUUUUAUUUCGGUAGCCAGGAACGUAAUAACGGCAAACGUUAUGUACGUGCAGGAAAGGAAGUAUUGUACAUUUAAAAGGGUCAGUGAUAGCAUCGAUAUGCUUCAUAUCUAUAACUCUCUAACUAUAUAUAUAAAACUCUAUAUUGGGAGACCGCAUGUUGAAUGCAGAGUUCUGAACCUUGCCUCCUGAACCUCUUUCUGAUCUAAAAGUUGUUGCACUUCCUCUUCCCUACAACUCUUCAUGUGUAUUAAUCUUAGUUAGUCAACAUGUAAACCCUAUGGCUGGUAGCUUGUUCUGCUGUUGAAUUUUCAUUGUCCUUAACUCUCGAAUCAUGUGAAUAAACCUCUGAGAAUGCAUUUAUGCUUGCUAUAUUGUAAAUCCUGGAGUAUGGAGUGCAUGAAUUAAACAUAUAUUGGAGUGAAAAUCAACCCUUAAA